Molecule: messenger RNA, 1947 nt
Organism: Aphis gossypii (cotton aphid)
Lineage: Eukaryota; Metazoa; Arthropoda; Insecta; Hemiptera; Aphididae
Product: GTP-binding protein REM 1-like
Exons: 7
Coding region: 194-1504 (436 amino acids)
Cellular component (GO): plasma membrane
Molecular function (GO): GTP binding; calcium channel regulator activity; GTPase activity
Source: RefSeq, a predicted model, not a curated record
UGAGCCGAGCGGUUUGCGUUACCAUCACACCCUGUGGACACGUCGGUCGCGCGCGCCAGACAAUAAUUCAUAAAAAAAAAAAAAAAAAAGUGAUUUAUUAUAAACGACGUCGUUAUGUAUUUCGUUUGAUUGUUGUGUAUACAUACCAGAGUGUGCGUGUGUUUUCGAUAUUGUUUUCCUGCCAUUCUUAUCGAUGAUGACAUUUUACAGGCCAACGUCCGCAUCGAUGCCGUUUUAUGGGGGCGAUUAUCGGCCAGACGACGAACCUCCACCGGAAGCCGUCUUGGAGGAGAAACGCAUCUUAGAACACCAAUUUCGAAGACCGUCGCCGUCGCGGUUAACGUCAUCCACGGAAUCGUCUAUUCGGCCACCGACCACGGCUAGACACAUUGGUGGCAUUAACGCCAACCGGUCACUGCGCGCCAGGCCGUCAGGCAGUUCACCCAGGAGGAGUCUUCAACGGUCGUCGGCGUUCAGCAACCGGAGAUCUACAACGAUCAUGGAUCGUGGACGGACAGCUUCCAUGCCCGCGGUGCCGAUUGUCAGGCCGAGUUUCGGAAAUGUGCCCAGACCGGAUGGCCCUGUGCUGGAAGAGUAUCGCCUGCGAAGCUUCUCGAUCACUGCCAGCGGGGUUUGCAACUUAGGCGACUUCGUACGAUAUGCCUCGCCACCAUCGUCAACUCGACACCAUCAACCGGUCGGGAAACGCGAAAGUUGCCCCGCGUCCGUUUCCGGUACGCCAUUACACCAGCAAAACGCAAAUCUUUCCUCUGCCGUCACCACUUCUGCCGCUACCUCGCACACGGUCUGCACGGAAUUUUCCAGAUUCCGAAAACCCAGUACGGCGUUGACAAACAAAUUCAAAGCUAACGACACUGUAGAAUCGUACAAAGUGGCGUUGCUAGGGGCCCCGGGCGUCGGAAAGACCACGAUAUCUGUGCAGUUUUCAACAUCAGAUUACAUAUGUGUGUACGAUACUUCCAUAGACGAAGACUGCGCUUGUCGAACGAUCAGAGUGAUGAUAAACGGUCAGGAAGCUGAACUAACCAUUAUCGAUAUACCAUACAUAGAAAUGUCGAUUGAAACUCUAUGCUCGACCUACAACCCAAAUGUAUUUAUAGUUAUGUAUUCAGUUGUCGACGAGAGGAGUUUUGAUAUGGCGGAACAGAUGUUACUGUUUCUAUGGAAAGGCGAAUAUAUUCACACAAGAGGUGUAAUAUUAGUUGGAAACAAAUCAGACUUGGAACGUACAAGAAAAAUUCAAACAAAUGUUGGACGCAAUUUGGCAUACAGUUGGAACUGUAAAUUUAUCGAAACUUCAAGUGGUAUUGAUCAUAAUGUGGACAAGUUACUAGUAGGAAUUUUGGCUCAAAUCAAGCUAAACCCACUCAGAGAAAGGAUGUAUAAUAGCAAAAGGAAAAAAUAUAGCGUCACAAAACUAUAUAAGGACUUUUUAGCUUACUUAAGAGGCGUCAAAUCCAGUGAAAACUUAUUCAGUAUUUAAUUAUUUUACUAACAUAACAUACAAUAUUUUUCGUGGACCAAUUUCUUUAUCCAAUACCUAAUUUAUAUUUUUUCCUUAAGUACAAACUUUACAAAUUUUAUAAAAAAAAAUAGAUAUUACAAAAAAAAAAAAAAAAAAAAUACAUAUCUAACUUAAGAUAAAAUAAUAUUUGUUAAAAUAUAUGCCACUUUGUUUUUAUAUCAAAAACCUCUCAUCAAUUAAGGUUUUCUUGGCUAAAUUCCUUUUGCCAAAUGUUGUUCUGAUGACGCUCAUUACCUAUAUAAACACAUUACUCGAUUAAGUUUUAAUAUUUAUAAAAGACAAAUUGUAUUCAUGAUUUGUGUAAAACAAUAUAAAUUAAAAAAAAAUACAUUUAUAAAAGUAGUAAAAUAAAGUUGCAUACAUGUAUACAAGUAAUAUAACCAUUAUAAUUUAUAACUAUC